Messenger RNA from Pelagomonas calceolata, 1303 nucleotides. The record is from the annotation of a GenBank genome assembly. Lineage: Eukaryota; Pelagophyceae; Pelagomonadales; Pelagomonadaceae.
GUCCUUACCCGCUACUCACUUCUUCUGGUACUCCUCGGCGAUGGCCUUGAGCUCCUUGACGCCCUGGGACAUGUCGUCGUAGGCGAAGAGGCCCGAGCCCGCGAUGAAGCAGUUCGCGCCGGCGGCCGCGCACGCGCCGAUCGUCUCCGGCGUGGCCUUGAUGCCGCCGUCGACCUGUGUGGAAAUCAACCAGUGCGUCGGGUGCUAUCGGCGAUGACGCGGCCGUCCUGGCUCGGUCGAGCAGCGGUGAGGAACCGAUAUCGCCACGCCAUCGAGCAAGCGUCGCGUCGAUGGCGUGGAGGUCGACGCGACGAUUCAGCACGAAGGCGCCGUGAACUUUUGAUUUUCACACAGCCGUCGACCUCGAUGUCCACGUCCAAGCCGCGGUCGACGAUCCAUUUGCGGAUCUUCUCGAUCUUGUCCGUCAUCGUCGGGAUGUAGGCUUGGCCGCCGAAGCCGGGGUUCACGGUCAUGACGAGCACGUGGUCGACCAAGUCAAGGACGUUCUCGACGGCCUCGGCGGGCGUCGACGGGUUCAGCGCCACGGACGGCGAGCCGCCCAUGGCCCGGAUGUUCGACAAGCUGCGGUGGAUGUGCGUGCACGCCUCGACGUGGACGAUCACCACACCCGGCUCGCCGUUGGGACCCUUCGUCGCCUCCGUGAACUGGGGCAGCAUCGCGUCCGUGCACCGCUCCGAGACCAUGAGCUGCGUCUCGAACAUGAGCUUGGUGGUCUUGCGCUGCGCCGCGAUGACGUCCGGGCCGAAGGUCAGGUUGGGCACGAAGUUGCCGUCCAUGACGUCAAAUUGAAUCCGGUCGCACCCUGCUUUUUCCAGGGCCGUACAAUCCAAACCGAGCGCGGCGAAGUCCGCCGGCAGCACGGACGGGAUGAUCUGCACCGGGCGCGGCGCGCCGUAGAGCGCGGCCGCCGGCGCCGCGGCGCCCGCGAGCAAGGCGAGCUUCAGCUUCAUACUACGACCUGCGGUCGCGGACGCGCGGUGAGUGAUCAAUGCAUUUGCUUGUUUUCAAAUUGUGGGAGCGAGCGCGACGACGACGCGUAACAGUAUGCUUGCCUCAAGCAAGCCGUUUGCGCUCGCCACGACGCGAUUUGCAGCGGUGCUUGGGUGCCAGCUCGCCAUUGAUGCAAUUUUCAUGCUCGCGAGUAAACUAUUUGCGCAUGCGAUUGAUGAAGAUGUUAAAGAGGUCCGUUUAGGCGCUGCCGGGUGCGGUUUUGAGUUGUGUUGCGACGUCGCGUCUGGUGCUAAAGGCACGAGCUCCUCGUCACUGCUAUCAAGAUUGUGGC